GCACCCACUUGGUAUAAUGCCAUGGGGUAAUUAUUAUAUUGAUUCUACAGAAAAAGGAUUUCGUAAAAACCGUCGAGAAACCAGUCUUGGCGCAUUUGCAUAUUUAACAGAUGAAAUAAUUUUAGAGAUUUUUGGAUAUCUUAAUGUAAAAGAAUUAUUAAUUUUAGGCUUUACAAGCCAAGUAUUAUAUUGUUUUGCAUCUUUUGAAGAAUUAUGGAAACAGCUUACAAUUCGAAGGUUUAGUGGUGAUUGGUGGUGGUACGGUACCUGGAAGUUAACAUACUUAAAGCGAUCAGAUCCUAAAUAUGAUGUAGAUUCGUUCAUCAAACCCGCAGUAAACAUAACACAUUUUUACAGUGAUGUACUCUUUCAGCCAUUCCUGUAUAGUUCGACAGAAAUUGAUCAAUUCUUGGGAACAGAAACGAUCGAUCGUCGUUCAAAUUUAAACAUGGAAGAAUUUAACUCAAAUUAUGCAGCAAAAAAUAGACCAGUAAUUAUUACAGAUGUAGUAACGCAAUGGCCGGCAUUCCAAAAAUGGUCAAUGAAAUAUCUUGUAGAAAAAUAUGGUGAUGUUCCGUUUCGUGCAGAAGCUAUUGACAUAAAAUUAAAAAACUAUGUACAGUACAGUAUGAACACAUUAGAUGAAAGCCCAUUAUAUCUGUUUGAUAAAAAAUUUGGCGAAAAAUGUAAUGGUAUUCUUGAAGAUUUUUUUGUGCCAGAAUAUUUUUGCCAAGACUUUUUUAAUAUUCUUGGACAGGACAGGCCAGAUUUUCG
Racocetra persica is the source of this 774-nucleotide messenger RNA. The record is from the annotation of a GenBank genome assembly. Lineage: Eukaryota; Fungi; Glomeromycota; Glomeromycetes; Diversisporales; Gigasporaceae.